AUGUCUCCCCUGUCGCUGACCUCAGCCUCGGUGUCUAGGCAGAGCCAGAACAGUGACGAAGAUGGCAGCGAUCAUCAGAUUCCGGGCCUGCCCGGGGUUGCCCUACCUUCUACCGCUGUGGCGCCUGAAGUUCCAGAGGCCAAGGCAGGGGUCAUCCGUAUCUACGGAAGAAUCUCCAAGGACCUCAUCCAAUUCAUCACCACUCGUAUUCACGAGGGUCCGCUGCAGGACGUUCGCCUGGAGACCAACGGAAGAACACGGGUGACCUUCCAGCACGCAUCUCACGCGCUUGCCUUUUUGAAGUCCAACCAGGAAAUGGAGCAGAUGCUCGGCUUUGGACGUUUUGGAUGCGGCUAUCACGUUGAGCUGGCCGAGAUCCUUGAUUGGAACGAGGACCUCUGCCGCAUGAAUCAACCAAUUCGCGAGCGCCGCCGCCUGUCUUUUGCAAGAAAGAGACUCUUUGCCGAGAAUAUGUCCCCCGAGAAGUGGAAGCAGGACGUACGCACCUUAGCCGGACCCGGCAACAUUGACUUUCUUUGGGUCUUCAAUUCUGGAAACGCAACCGCCAUCUUUACGAGCACCGUGGUUGCUCGAAAGGUACUGGAGGUGUUCAACAGAUGGAAAGACGGCCGCAACGUCUAUAGUGGGGUUUCGGUGACUUUCUCCUCGGACCCCUGCGAGAAGGAGUUGGUUCUCGUCAAGGAGACCUCUCGCUCCGGCCUGGCUAAGAGCUAUAUGAAGAGAUCCAUGCGGUGAUUUCUCUUCAGCGUAGCCGCAGAUGGCCGAGUUUGAUUUUUGGACCUUGGAGGCCAUCCUGAUCAUCUCUGCUCACGCACACAUUGUUGAUUUGUCACCGGAGAGAUUGCGAGAAUGCGCAGGGCAAGAUCAAGGCAAGAAUGUAAGCGAGUUGGACGACAUUGAAUGGGGUUGUAUUUUCAUUAUUCUCAUGUAUGCAAAUGUGCGGAUUGAUUAGUCCAGCUGUUUAGGAAAGAUGAAUAUGAUUUUUGCCUAAUCCCCGG
Messenger RNA from Aspergillus melleus, 1019 nucleotides. RefSeq lists its product as uncharacterized. The transcript has 2 exons. Lineage: Eukaryota; Fungi; Ascomycota; Eurotiomycetes; Eurotiales; Aspergillaceae. Bases 1 to 756 code for a protein of 251 amino acids. The record is from RefSeq and is a predicted model, not a curated record.